UCAAGUUCCUUUUGACAAGGAUGAAAUCUCCUGAGACUCUGCCAGCGUUCGUGUUUGCCUUUGGCUGUAGCAGAGGCAGAGGAGGUUAGCUCCUACUGGAAAGGACUACAAAACGAGUUGACGUUCACAUAACCCCUCCCGGAAUUGCACGUUCUUGAAGAGCGUUGGGUCUUGUUGCGAUGGACGACCUUCAGAGUUUGCGGCGAAAAUUGCAGCAUAGGCUCCGUGGCUUGCAGAGUUCGACAGUGAUCUCAAUUACGGCGGCGAUAUCCGAGAGACCCACUCAGCUGAGUGAUAAACACUCUCCGAUUCAACUCUUAUGGCAAGGUCUGCUACACGAAAGUGAAGGGAACUCGGCUUUUCUAGCAGCAAGAUGUGGGGAAGCGAUUCUCUCCCUUGUUCAAAACGGGAUAUUGGACUGGCACGAAGCCAUAAACCAGGUCGUUGGGCAGAUAUCGACGGUACCCUCGCAGUCAUUGGCCUAUGCGGUGCGGUUAGUGUCGGAGCUGCUGUCGUUACACGUUCAACUCCAGGAAAGACAGCGGAAAGCGACGCCAACCUUUGCAUACGCCACUCCUUUUGGUGUAAAAACUCGCAGAGCACAUCCGCUCGUUCCUCUAGUGAUUGCGCGGCCGGAGGUUUGGCCAGAUUUGAUCGUCGAGUUGCGGAGAAUGCUCAAUGUCGCAGGAGACGGGACGAUUGUGCACCGAAUGCUGGAGCCGUUCAUCCGAUACACGUGUCUGGAGGCGGCGAUGUUGCCAGAUGUGCUCAUUGGGCAGUCGCAAGCAACUGUGCUAGCAGUGCUUUGUAGAGCCUCACCGGAACGAGCAUGCGCAGGAGACUUGAUUCGGAUUUUGUGUGAGAUCCUGGAUGACCUGCCAAUUGUCGGAAACGGCUGUAUCACUACGCAGAUCACGAUCUUUGAAAACCUAUCGCUCUUGUGCACGCAACCGUCGAGAACCGAUACAGGAUCGACGACGCCCGUAAUCUAUCGUCUGCUCAACUUUCUGCUGGAUUGCGAAGCAAACGGAAGAUCCUUGUCACUGCCCCUUUCCUAUCUUCGUCUGAUCAUUCAAGAUCGUAAACUGGACGGUGCAGUUCAGCUAAGCCUCUUCUCCGCCCUCUCUUUCUGCCUUUUUGGAGUUGCCGAAUACAGUGACCAGGGAGGGGUGAUCGUUCAGCUGAUGCUACAAGUGAUCCGAGUCAUGGAGGUCGACAAUUUCCAGAUACAAGGGCCGCUGUCGGCAGCUGUCCUACCACUUCUUCAGGCAUUGGCAGAGAGUUCUCACAACCAAAUCAAGCGAAAAGCCUUCGACAUUCUCACCAUCUUAGAACGUGCAGUUCUGCGAAAGAUGAACGAUGGAGGGAGCAAUGCGUUUGAUAAAUGGCUGGAUGGGACUCCGGUCUCAGGCAAACUAGCAGUACUGCUGUCCGCUGUUGGUGCUCUGAUGCGCAUUCCGGAAACUUCAGAUGAAGUCCCUGUUGUCUGCAGCUCAGACCUUUCGCUUCAGGCAUACAUUGCCGCAGCAUCGACAUUCCAUGCGCACGAAGACAGAAGAAUCAAAGCUUUCACGAAGCUUUCGAAGCUCUUCCCUGCAUCUCCUUCCCUAUGCAUGUCGGCUCUCCCACUUCUGCUCUACAACUUGAAGAACGACCCAUCUGCGCGUGUCCAAAUGCAUAUCCUUCUGCGCGUUUUCCCCUCCUUAGUGGAGGCCAACGAUGCAUUCGUAACAUCUCGCGUCCUCAACGUCGUGCAAUCCUUCCUCGGUAACGGAAGUGACGUCGGAACUAGUCCCCUGGGCGGCAUCGGCAUCCGCAUCUUGCUCGAAAUCUGGAAGAGGCAGCCGAGGAUUUGGCCCCAGCUAAAGGGACACCUGGUGACCUGGGUCAAACGGAGAAAACACGGACGCCCGAUUCGUUGGGCUCAAAAGCAAACGUGGGCGGAUGAGGUCGAGAUGGAAGUGACAAUCGCAGUCACAAUAAGGGAUGCCUGUCAAACGAGAGCCGCAAACUGUUGCCAGGAUUUAUUGCCGGUGCUGUUUUCUUUGCUGCAGUCGACUGACUUGCAUCCGACAACUGCAGUCUAUGCAUUGCAAGCGACUAACAUAUGUGUUGAGGAGGAUGUAGCAGAUCCUCGAGCGGUCUGGAAUGUGUUCAUGCAUCACUACGUCGGACAAUCGGGCGCGGCUCUCCCGGCCGGAAUUCUCGUGGAGAUCUGCGCCUUUUAUGCGUUGGUAGCGGCGAAAGACGAUCAAUCGGAAGCAUACCUAACCUUCAAGCCCGAGAUUAUCGAGAAGUGUCUUAUGCCACUGACGAAGCACGAUACUUCGGACGUCCGUGAAGCGGCUUGGAAAGCCCUAGCCUCGUUUGCCCCCCCAGAUCUAUAUCCGCUGCUACCUUCGCCCCGCGAGCUUGUGACCUCCAUUGCUACCGACCCCAAUCCCGUCAAAUCAGCUGCUUUUCUGCUAGCAAGCUUAAUCGAGCACGAAUGCAUCAACAUGCGACGUGCUGUCUUCAAAGGAUUAGCGGCUGUAGGAGGAGCUCGACUGGAAGGGACCCGAGAACGGGACGGUGCAGGGCAGACGAAAGACGUUUUGAAGGAUAUCGUUGCAGACGUUACCGGUGUUUGGGAUGGUGGUAGGGCUCAGCCGGGCCUGAGGUCUGGAUUGACAGCAUUCGGCUUGAUGACGACUACUCCUUCCACAGCCUUGAGAAGGCAUGAACCGAGCACCCGCAAAGGAGACCUCCCGCCGCUCAACCGCCUGAGCAGCGCACUCCGCGAUUUCGCACUAGGUGACAACUCGAUCCUCAGACUGGAAGCGAUCCCUGCUUGGAUAAAGUACUGGGAUUCUGCGCUCGUCGCGAUAUUCAAGUUUCAUGGGGAUAGGCGUCAACGGGACGGUACUCCUUUGGGAGACUUGGAAGCGGAGAAGAAGGAUCGGAUCAAACAUGUUGGAGAGACUUUUGUUGCGCUCGUGGCAGACCUACUGGAUGUGCAGCUUGCCGAGUCGAGGGUUCCCUCUACAACGGUAUCGAUCCUCCUAGCUGCCGCUGGAGUUAUUGUGGCAGCUGCAAGGCUAGGACUCUCAGAAGCGGCAGAGCAAGCUUCGCGUAUGGUGGAUAUGCUGAUUGUCAAGUAUUUGAGCGGCGAUACAGCUGCGGAAGUGAACGACGUACAGUGUGGGGACGACGUAGAGUUUGCUGCCAAGAUAUCGUUAGCACAUCUGGCCAACACGUUCAGAUCCAGAGAUGAGACGCGAACGGAGCGGAUUAUUGCGGUAUUCGAGCAAGGCGUGCGCGCCAAGAACGACGAACACGAAUGGAGCCAGUUUGCAUCCGCAUAUGGGCUGGCUGCCAUGACGGGAACUAGCCAGAUGAAAGUAGCGACCGCUAAGAAUCUGUGCUACGAAGCAGGAAGCCCGAUGACAAUUCGAACCGGAUUCUACAUGGGAUUGGCUUCGAUCUUAGCGCAAAUGUCCGAAGCAGAUGACGAAGAGAAGGAGUCCGUUCAGCAGAUGUUGCACGAUUGUAUCCUGCAUCUAGCGCAAUUCAAGGAUGACCUCAUCCCGGAAACGGAAGGAGCAUCAGCGAUAGAAGGAGCGGCCUGGUUGUUAUCAGUGGCCGUCAAGAACCACUGGGUGGAUGAUGAAGAUUCCGAUAGAAUCGUAGUGCUCCUACACCAAUGCGUCCAGAAGGCAGCCGGCAAACGAAGUUUCGCUUCGAGCUACCCUCACGUGCUUGUAUCUUACACGCGCGCGUUCCAAGCUCGGAUUCGCGCGACUGAUCCACAACUGGUCGAGGAACCGAUUUCCAGUACUCUGAGUCUCCUAACUUCACCCGCGAUGUCUGCUAACGCUCGUAUUGCGAACACUUUGGCCGUCGUUCCUAUGCUGGGCAUGGACUGGAGUGUUGCUUCCCACGAUACGCAUGUAGAUGCUGAUCAAAGUGAUUUACGCCGGACGGCGGAUACACUGCGGACGCUAGUCAUGGGACCGGAGCCCAAGAUCGCGCGAGUGGCGGGGUGGGUGCUUGGACUGAUCGUUUCGGAAUGCCGGGUGGAAAACACCGAUCGGAGAGAAGUUGUCGGUGCCGCGAGUGAAGUGCAAGCGAGCAAGAAGGAUCCUGCGAACUUGAACAGACUGCAUUCUGGGUCCAGUUACCUGAAAGGUGUAUGGGAUCUACUCGCGGGAUCCCUCAACGUCAAAUCGACGCCCGAGGGUAUCCUCACCAUGGUGCAAGUUCUCAUCGAGGUGGAUGUACCACUUCCGCCCGUCGAUUGGACCCCGGUUCUAAUCAAGCAAGUGCAAAAUGCACAACCCAAGCAAGAGAUGCAAUCUCUUUGCUUGGAUUUUGCCGCAAAGCACGCGUCGCCGACAUCUGCGAGAUCCUUGGUCGGCUUCUGUUUGUCUGCGAUAUCCGACGUUGUCGCUCGUGCGCGCGAUGCAUCCGAUUUGGAGGCACAUGCACUGCUUGCGACCGAAAAAGGCGUACCGAAAUUGUUGGAGCUUGGAGGGCUAUAUCCUGAUGAGGAGGAUGCUGGGAAGGAGAACAGCACGAAGACCAGCCCUCCUUCUUCUGCACCGGUGGCGGGAAGCAAAGUCCUACAGAUCUUUGAGAGCGCGAUCCUAGCGGUUUUUAAGGAGACUCAGAAAGCUGAGCAUCAGGAUAUUCAGCUUCAGUUGUCGAGAGCUAUCUUGCCGCAUUUCACAGCCACCACGGAUGCGUCAAAUGGCAACCAGGCAACAAUACGCUCCGACCUUCUCCGGGUCCUGGUCCGCGCUCACGCCAACAUUCCCUCAUUGCCGUCUUCAGCCGAUCAAAUUCGUACAAUCCGCUCCCUGGUCACAUGCAUCGCCAGCGACGUAGCUGCCCUCUCGUACCUGAUUUCCACGUUCACCAGCCCACCCCCGACACACACUUUGGCCCGCCUCGCUGAACUCGCACCCGCGAACCCGCACAUCCUUACGCAUCUCUCCACUCACUUUUCCAGCUCAUUCACAUCCCCUCCCGCUCUCCUCAUGCACAGCACCCGCACCGCCCUCCUUUCCCCAGACAACCCAAAACUGUGGAGCGCCGCCAUCGACGCAUUGUGCACGUGUGUUGAGAACAUGACGCCCAGCCGGAGUGGGGACGGCUUGAACGCGCGGGCGAGAUGGGUCGUCACUGUGAUGGACGUCAUUAUUCUGCUGCUUGCUUCGGUGGGUGGCGAUGCAGACGUUGCGGAGAUAGGGAUAGCCGUGGAGAUGGCGUGGCAGCGUGCGGCGGCGGGGAUUAUUGUUGGGAGGGAUGUGGAGGGUGAGGAUGACGCUGCUGACGAUAAGGAUGUGAUGAGCGUUGUGGUUGAUGGCGGGGAGGGAUGGUGGGAGGGAGCGAGAUGCGAGAUGGUGCUUGCGUUGCCGCGGAUGCUCUCUAGGGAUGGAGGAGUUGAAGACUCCACUAGAAAACAGAUUAUCAAACGUCUAAUCCGUCUGCUGGAGUGUACGACCAGCGCCUCAUCGCAGACGGCUGACCGACGAAGUAAAACCGGGCGUAUCAGGAUUUCGCCCACGUGCCGGGAGGCGGUGAAGCAGGUUCUGCAACGACUUCGGGGACUUGAGACUGGAAAUGAAGAAUCUGUGCAGUUGAUUAGGAAUGCGUGGGUUGAGAUAUGGGAGUGAUAGACUAGCUGCUUUUGCGGAGCUUCAUUACCGGUUCUUCGUUUCAUCAUCGGCGUAAAGUUAGGUUUUGACUCAGAUAGGGACACGGG
Molecule: messenger RNA, 5746 nt
Organism: Fimicolochytrium jonesii
Lineage: Eukaryota; Fungi; Chytridiomycota; Chytridiomycetes; Spizellomycetales; Powellomycetaceae
Exons: 4
Coding region: 180-5657 (1825 amino acids)
Source: RefSeq, a predicted model, not a curated record